This is a messenger RNA of Pocillopora damicornis (cauliflower coral), 2607 nucleotides long. Its product is annotated as protein tyrosine phosphatase domain-containing protein 1. Gene Ontology annotation, biological process: cilium assembly; protein dephosphorylation. Lineage: Eukaryota; Metazoa; Cnidaria; Anthozoa; Scleractinia; Pocilloporidae. The record is from RefSeq and is a predicted model, not a curated record. Gene Ontology annotation, molecular function: protein tyrosine phosphatase activity.
UGUUAUCACUCUGUCUAGCCUUUUAUGAGUAAACAUGUGAUGGAUACAGGCGAAGCUAAUUCUUCUGGAAAAGUAAAAUGGACUUUAAACAACUCUGAUCUUCCAAAGAAGGAUGCUAGGCCAAAAUAUUCGCGUAUUUCGGAGCACUUUCGGCACGUUGCACCGGGUGCUUUACAGUGUUCAAUGUUUUGCGGCGGAAAACAGUGCAAGUAUGAAAACCCUGCCAAGUUUAGAAGCGAAGAAAUGGCGAUUCAAGGACUCUAUUCCUCGUGGGUAACUCCAGACAUUUUAGCCACUGCUCGUCCAUCUACUGAAGUUAUGAGGACAUAUGCUGUCAUUGAACAGUUUUCCAGGAUGGGAAUUAAAUCAUUGAUAAACCUUCAGCAUCCAGGAGAACAUGUCAGUUGUGGCUUUGGUAUUGAUCCUGUUAGUGGCUUUUCUUAUGAUCCAGAAGACUUCAUGAAAGAUGACAUUUUCUUCUACAAUUUUGGAUGGAAUGACUAUGGUGUUCGAUCACUUGAGUCUAUUUUGGACAUGGUGAAGGUUAUGUCAUUUGCUCUUAAGGAAGGAAAGGUUGCAAUUCAUUGUCAUGCUGGACUGGGCAGAACAGGAGUACUCAUUGCUUGCUACCUUGUAUAUUCUGAUAGAAUUGAGGCAGAGGAGGCAAUUCACAAAGUACGGUCAAACAGACCCAAAGCUGUGCAGACACGAGGCCAGAUACAGUGUGUUAUUGAUUUUACGAACUUCCUAAACCAUCUUUGGGUGGUCUUUCCAUGCUGUGCUCCCAGUGCAAAGCCAUUUACAUUACAACAAUACCUCAAACGUCAGAGACUGGUUUUGCAUGGUGAGGAGGAUAGAGUCCUUAAACAUGUUCCAAAGGUGGUGUACAUUUGCUGCAGGCGACUGCUAGAGUUGGCAGGGGUUAAAAAAGAAGACGCUCCCCUAACCUGGAAAUUCUCACAGGACGCUAAAGCCGUUUCUUCUGAAGUGGAUGAUAGUUUCACCAAUAGGGACCUUGACAGAGAGACCAUUGAAGGUUCACUUUCUAGUGAUGUAGCUGACUCAUUGAGGCAUAACCCUUACGUAGAUUCCAGUCUUCCUUUAUUUGAGGGUUCUUGCAUCUAUCGUGCAGAGAGUUGUGAUGCAUUUGUAGAUGAUACUUUUAGUAACGGGGAAGGAAAAACGUUGAGACAUUCAGAUGUAACAAACCCGAGUAGACGUGGUUCAGAACUAACUGUAGUUCUUCCAGGUGAAGGAAGACCCAAUCGUGUGCAAUUAGAGCCACUAAAUGUGCCAAAAAGACAAAAAAACAAGAAAGGAAAACGAAUAAGGCCCAGUCAAAGCCUCGAAGCCACCGAUAACGAUAGAGGUGGACCAGAAGUCAACAGUGAUCGUAAUUCAUUGAAGGAAAGUGCGACGCCUAUAUCAGAAACAGACAGAAUACAAGUGGCAAAGUCUAUGGCAUCUAGUGCCUGUGUUGAUAGUGCUGUUCAUAGUCGAACAGAGAGAAUUAAGAGGAAACUUAACAGCUUCGAUUGUUGGGAAGAAGUUCUUACUGAAAGUGAUCCGUGGGUUCUAACUCGUCUUUUAUGGGCCUGGUUAGGUAGUUUGGUGGAACCAGUCCUGGGCGAGAAAGAGGUGUCACUACUGGAACAAUAUGAUGAUCCCAUAGGAGUAGUGAAGAAACUUGACCGAGGUACAAGAGACACUUUAGAAUGCCUCGUUACUACCAUGUGUAAGUUGCAGCCGUUACCAAAUGAACUUGGUGAUCGUGUCCUACGUAACAUAGCCAUGAUUCUUACCCACAACAAGGAGUUGUCCUUAACAUCAGCAAGUGCUUACAUGUCUAAAGUUCAAGAACAUGCUGAGGCAGAAUCGUCUCCUAAUCAAGGUGCAAACGAGUUACAGAGGCUUGAUGUUUCUUCAGAAUCUGAGAUACGUUCAAGAUCAUGCAGAGUGCUUUUUUUCCUAAGACAUGUGGUGAAUACUCUGCAAAGCCUUUAGAGGGGAUAAUAUUAUAAUGACAGAAACUUAGUCACUAUUUAUUAAAUCAUUUACCACGUCGUGCGGAAUGAUCUUUCGGAAGAAGGAAAACUGAAAAUUUAACUUCGCUUGAAUAGAGUAACACCUAAGAGAUGAGGAUAAACUCGAGAGAUGCGAGGAUGGGUUGGGAUGGCUUAGAUCUAAACAGAUUGAAAACGCCUUAUUUGAAAACCUUAAGGUAAGAAGCACAAACCUUGACGUAGCUUCUUUACCGACAUAGGGGACAAAGGUAUCGUUCGCCUCUCUCAUAUUUCAUAAGUUUAAUUGCCGUGAUGAAUGCUACCUAAAAAAAUACCUUGUACAUCGAGAUCUGUCAUUAAGGCUCUGGAUCCGUAAGAUUACAAGAAUUAUUGUGAACCAAAGCGUGUACGUGUAAUGAUUCAGAGCUUCCUGGUUAGUGUGGGGUAUCGCGUGGUUAAAUUUGACUUCCCGGUACGCGUUCGCACUUACCUCACGCGAUGUGUUCUUUUAAAAUUCUUAAUCGAACCUCUGCCAGCGCCCAGCAUCGAUAUUUGUCAGUCUCUUAAAACCAAUAAAGUUAAACUGCAAACUUUUGCAUUGGAA